Molecule: messenger RNA, 2155 nt
Organism: Halichondria panicea
Lineage: Eukaryota; Metazoa; Porifera; Demospongiae; Suberitida; Halichondriidae
Product: E3 ubiquitin-protein ligase TRIM71-like
Exons: 3
Coding region: 113-2155 (680 amino acids)
Molecular function (GO): protein binding; zinc ion binding
Source: RefSeq, a predicted model, not a curated record
AUUUUACAUAACUUAGAGCUUACUGCUACUUCAGUUCAUAGCUUACUUUGACCAUAUGCUUUAACCCUGGAAAGCUUUUUCUGAUUGUAGAUCUGAGAAACAAUUUCUAACGAUGGCCGAAAAACCUGAUCCAGUUGUUGCUGAUCUCGAGCAAGAGGUGACCUGUGGCAUCUGUCAUGACCGCAUCCAGGAGCCAAAGCUGCUCCCUCGUUGUCACUACUACUGCAAGCAAUGCAUCCUCACACUCUCCAGUCGCUACCCACCCAACCAGCCGUUCCCCUGCCCCGACUGUCGUGAGCCCACUCUAUUGCCAGACAACAACCCAGACAGACUGACCACUGCGUUCUUCAUCAACCGGAUGAAAGCACUCCACUCGAGGAUGGAGAAAGCCCACGGCAAGUUAGAGGCCACCUGUGAAAUGUGCCCUGGGGAAAAGGCCACUGCAUUCUGCCGACAGUGUGUCCAGUUCAUUUGUGAGGAUUGUGUAAGAUCUCAUCAGCGUAUGAAAGUGUUUGCUACACAUAUCGUCUCUACUCUGGAACAGCUCAAACAGGGCGGAGUGAAAGAUCUAACAUUCGAAAGCCCACUACCCCCAAAAUGCGAGGAUCAUGAGGAGCCAAAGAAGAUUUUUUGUUUCGAUUGCAACAAGCUCAUCUGUCGAGACUGUGUUGUAUUCGAUCAUUGUGACCACAAGUCAGAGUUAGUUAAGAAAGCCGCCCCCGAAACUCGCAAAAAGCUGACGGAGCACCUCUCUCCACUCAAGAACCUACUGCCUCAUCUGAGCACCGCUGUGAAUCAAGUGAAAGGAACUAAACAGAAUAUACAGGCCCAGAAAGAACUGACAGAGAGACAAGUGAAUGCCAAGUUCCAGGAGCUACACGAUAUUCUCGAUCGAUGCAAAGUCCGUGUUUUACGAGAAUCUUCUGCUUUAGCUGAUUCAAAGAUGGAGAAGCUGACAGUUCAAGAGAAAGAUCUGGACCUGUCCCUAGGCACUGCUCAGAGUUUGAUUGACUUUGUAGAGCGUACACUGGAGAAUGCAAGUGAUGAAGAACUGAUUACGAUGCAAGAGCAGGUGGUGAGUCGAAUCGAUGCUGAGGUGGUGAAGGAAGCAGCCAAUUCUGAUCCAGUGGAGAAAGAUGAUUUGGAGUUGAGGUUGGAUCCAACGAAGUGCACUGUGGAAGGAGAUGUAGUUAAAAAUGCUGAAAUCGAUAAACCUGCUUGCUUUUCAAUCAAUAUACACCAGCCACGACAAUUUUCAAAAGCUAAAGCAACUUUAAAAUUGCUAGCUGAUCAAUCAUCUCAACAGCUACAAGCAGUGCCUGUGAGGGGUGGAGUGUACAGUGUUGAGUACACCCCUAGGGUACGUGGUCGAUACCACCUCCUGAUCUCAGUGGACGACCAGCCUAUUUCAGGAAGCCCCUUCUCUGUGUUCGUCAAAAUACCCCCCACCAAGCUGGACAAACCUGUGAGGGUGAUAAGAGGAAUCAACAACCCUCGGUAUAUGGCAUUCAACUCAUCAGAAGAACUGAUUGUAACUGACUGGAACGAUGAUAUUUUGAUGUUUGACAAGAAAGGAAAACAAAUUCAAAGCAUCAGCAAAUCAAUACAUUGGUUUGGCAGUAUCUCUCGUGUGGCAGUAGACAAGGAAGACAAGAUCUAUGUCUCUGGCAGCAACAAACACUGCGUGUACAAAAGAGGAUAUCUGCUAAAAUGGUUUGGGACAAGGGAAAGUAUUCUAAAAAAACUCUACUACCCUCAAGGGAUAGCAGUCGCUGGUGAUGAAGUGUUUGUGUGCAAUCGAGGGAAUCACGGAGUCCAAGUGUUGACGACAGAGCUGGGGCCAGUCAAGCAGAUUGAUUUAAUGGAAACUGGUAAUGACCUACCAGAGGAUGUUGCGGUGGACAAUGUACAAAUGGUGUAUGUCACUGACUAUGGUAAUCAUCAUGUUCAAGUGCUCACUAUGGAUGAUCGGUUUAUUCACUCGAUUGGAAAGAAAGGAAAUGGACAAGGAGAUCUUUCUGGCCCUCGUGGUGUGUGUGUCAGUAGUUUUCUUUAUGUUGCUGAGUAUACUAACAAGCGUGUGUCAGUGUUCACUAAAGAUGGUCAGUUUGUCACAUCAUUUGGUAAUGGUCAUAUCACUUCUCUUAUGGAGUAG